AUGGCGUUGAAGGGCAUCUUUGGCGGCAAGGCCUCACCGGCCGAAACAAACAGUCAAAGCAGCAACGAAAAGGCUGCAUUCGAUGAAAAGAAGGGCGAGGCUUAUGAUGCCGAGGCGGCCGGAGGUAUCACGGCGCCUAUCAACGACACCGAUUCAGAUGCUAGCAUCACCAUCGGCAGACAGAUUGAGCUCGAGGCCAAUAAUGCCAUCAAGUACCGCACUUGCUCCUGGCAGAAGACUGCGGCCCUGCUCUUCUCCGAGUACAUAUGUUUGGCCAUCAUGUCUUUUCCGUGGUCAUACUCCGUCCUUGGUCUGGUUCCGGGUUUAAUCUUGACAUUCGUCAUCGCCGGUCUGGUCCUCUACACGUCCUUGACAACAUGGGAGUUCUGCAUGCGCCACCCCCAGAUUCGUGACGUCUGCGACAUUGGCCAGAUGUUGUUUUGGAACAAGAAGUGGGCCUUCUAUGUCACAGCUGUCAUGUUUGUCCUGAACAACGUCUUCAUCAUGGGCCUGCACUGUCUCGUAGGAGCCAAGUGGUGGAACACAAUCACUGGUCAUGGCGCAUGCACUAUCAUCUUCGCCGCUGUUACUGCCAUAAUUUCGUUUGCAGCCUCUCUACCGCGAACAUUUAAUACCCUGGCUACGCUAGCCAGUGCCUCUGCUGGAUUUACUUUUGUUUCUGUCAUCCUUGCAGCUGCCUUUUCUGGUGUUGAUGGUAAACCUGCCGGCUACCCGGACAAAGGCCCACUCGAGGUUUACGCCGUUACUCCGUCUAGUACUACCUUUGUACUAGGCAUGAGUGCAUUCAUGAACAUCAGCUACACUUUUAUUGGCCAGAUCACCCUACCCAGCUUCAUUGCUGAGAUGAAGAACCCGAGAGACUUCCCAAAAGCGCUAUGGGCUGUUACAAUCUGUGAAGUCAUCAUCUUCAGUCUUGUCGGAGGUGUAGUGUACGGGUACACGGGCAGCAACUAUAUGACGAGCCCGGCUUUCGGUUCCAUCGCCAACCAGGUCUACAAGAAGGUGGCUUUCACCUUUAUGGUACCUACCAUUAUUUUCCUCGGUGUCUUGUACGCCUCGGUCACCGCACGCUUCGUGUUGUUCCGGAUUUACGGCCCAUCCUCCCGACACAGGACUGGUCACACCGUUGUCGGAUGGGCGACAUGGACCGCGAUCCUCGCUGUGCUCUGGGUCUUCGCCUUCAUCAUCGCCGAGGUUAUUCCAUUCUUUUCCGACUUACUCUCGCUCAUGAGUUCGCUGUUCGAUUCGUUCUUCGGGUUUAUUUUCUGGGGCGCGGCAUACUUCCAACUUCGCUCAGAAAAGCAUGGACCGAACUACUGGAGAACACGUGGACUCAGGGGGUACGCUGGGUUCUUCUUGAACAUCCUGCUCUGCCUCAUCGGCCUGUUAUUUCUGUCUGCAGGAACGUACGCGACUGUACAAUCCAUUAUUGAUGGUUACAAAGCUGAUGGGUUUGGCGGACCAUUCACAUGCGUCGACAACGGAUUGUGA
Molecule: messenger RNA, 1512 nt
Organism: Pyrenophora tritici-repentis Pt-1C-BFP
Lineage: Eukaryota; Fungi; Ascomycota; Dothideomycetes; Pleosporales; Pleosporaceae
Product: PotE, Amino acid transporter
Biological process (GO): amino acid transmembrane transport
Molecular function (GO): L-amino acid transmembrane transporter activity
Source: RefSeq, a predicted model, not a curated record